AAUCAAUACAAAAGUUAUUAAGAAAAACUGAAAUCAUAUUAAUAACAUAAAUAUUUUAUAAAUCUUUUCCCUGUGGUUGGGUUGUAACCUAAUUUUUAAAUAUAUAAAUAUAUGUUUUACGAUUUUGAAAGUAUAUCUUUUAAAACUUCCAAAAACGUAAAAUUACAUAUUCGGUGUUGUUCGUGCGCUACCGGCUACACUCGACCAAGGCAAUGGAGGCACUAAUCGCGUCGUACGGCGACACUUCUUCCGACUCAGAAUCAGAUUCUCAACCGCCGGUUGCCGCUUCCGAUGACAACCACUCACCACCAACAUCAAUUCUUCCUCCACCGCCUAUCGACCUUCUUAACCCUCCCAAUUCAUCCGGAACGUUCGAUUACUUGCAGCGUAAUUCGGCCAGUAGAAUUCGGAGCUUCCCUCACAUCGAAGGCAAUUACGCAUUACAUGUUUACAUCCCAGUAUUUAUACCAUCUGAAAGAAAGAAAGAGCUGGCCCUGUUUUUGAAGAAAGCCACUUCACUCAUACCAGAUCUUCAUGUUGUGGAUAUUGAUGUUCCAUUAUCUAUGCUGCUAAAAGAUGAAGAGAAGCUAAUACAAGUUGCCUUAGGGAGGGAAUUUCACAUAAGUCUUGGAAGAACUGUUCCCAUUCGUGUUCAUCAAAUAGACUCAAUGGUCGCAAUGCUUCGCCAAAAACUUCAGUUUCAGAAACGGUAUUUGAUUGAUUUCAACAAGUGGGAGGUUUUUGUGAAUGAUGAUCAGACACGUACAUUUCUUUCGGUUGAAAAUAAAACACGAGGUGUAGCUGAGGUAACGAAACAGAUCCAAGCUGUUAAUGAGGUUUACAAGCUGCACAAUCUUCCUGAAUUUUACAAGGAUCCUCGGCCUCAUAUAUCAAUAGCAUGGGGAGUAGGGGAUAUUAGUGAAUCUGUUAAGAGAGUGGUGGAAGGAGAAAUGAGAAAAAAUGUUGGAGGAAGAUGUAUGUUUACGUGCAAAUUUAGUAGCAUUGUGUGUAAAGUUGGCAGUAAAACCUAUAAUAUAUGUGGAUCUCAACUACAAUGAACUUUGGUUUGAAUUUUUAUAAUAUUUACAAAAUAUUUCCUAACUCAUGCAAAGUUGAAGGGGA
Lactuca saligna is the source of this 1122-nucleotide messenger RNA. The record is from the annotation of a GenBank genome assembly. Lineage: Eukaryota; Viridiplantae; Streptophyta; Magnoliopsida; Asterales; Asteraceae.